AUGCGAUCUGUAAGCAAGUUCAUCCUGUUCACACGAUAUCCCACUGCUAAGAGUAAUCAAACGGGUCCUUGCAGAGGCGGCAUUGGAGAGCGGAAAAAGACUCCCUGUGUUUCCUGCUUGCAGUCGAACAGUGAGUGUGUGCUAGCUGAGUCUCGCAGAGGGGGGAAUUUCCGGAACUACGAGCCGAACAAGAAGCAGUCCGCAAGGAAUCGCAAGGCUUCCCAGCGCACCCUGGACCCGCCACCUGUGGCAGCUGGACUUACUGAGAGGAAGUCAACUUAUCAUAUCGAAAGCUUGAGCGACAAUGCCGUUGAUGAGCAGCUGGUGUCCGAGCUGAGAAACCCCUCGGACGCAUUGCACAUACUGGCUCAAUCUGAAAAGCCGGAGUCGAUUGCAUCGUCUACGUUACCACAGGAGCGCGAUGAUGUCUCACGUAUUCCCUCAGGUGCAGCAUUCCUUAGUGAGUAUGAGCUAGUUGAGAAAGGGCUCAUCCACCAUACAACCAUACUCGACUUAUUAUGCAUUUAUUCUCACAACUAUCAUCCUUAUUGCCCUAUUGUGCCGCAAUACAUGCUUGGCCAGUCUGCUACUGAGAAAAUUAGCAGGUCGGACUUCUUCCUGCUGACAGUCAUCCUUACGAUUGCGUCUAGAGAUUCGCCAUCCCACUCGCCCAUCCAUAGAUACUGUUGGGACUACGCCCAAAGGCUCUUGCUAGAAGUGCUCCUCGGGUAUCCCUGGACUCUCAGAUCCAGAACAGUUGAAAGUUUGCUGCUCUUGUCAGAGUGGCUUCCACAUAUAGAGCUCACACAUGCGACGCCGAACGAGAAUAAAAGCAUCUUCAUUGAAGAUAGAACGUCAUGGUCACUCGUGGGUCUGGCUGUUCGACAGGCUUACUUGAUGCGCCUAGACCAAGGUGCUUUCCCGAAUGCCACAAUGCAGCAGGAGACAAAGGAACAGGCGGAGCAUAAGCGGCUUAUAUGGACAUUUGUCUACAUUGCAGAUCGACAGAUAUCUGUUCGCUUGGGACAGUCCUUUUGGUCACGCGGUCCAUCUCUUUCCACACGCUUCACGGCAAAGGACUUCCCUAGCUUGCAACCUUCUUCCCGCGACAGCCAAGAUGAUUAUGCAUCUGUUCACCAGGCUACAAUGGAGCUUAUCCAGCUCAUGCACAAUGUCCAGGGCAUCCUCUACGCCUCACCGAAGCGCACUUUAGCAAUAGUCCACGAUGGCGAUUACAGUCGCUACCUCGACGACUUUCAGCGAGCAGCAAUGAACUGGCAAGCUGCUUGGAAUGGCCUCGCCGUGUCACCCAGAGUCAAACGUUCUUUAUCCCUCGUCUACGAAUACCUAUGUCUUUACGUAAACGCCUUCUCUUUUCAAGCCGUUUUGACAAGGAUUUCGACCUCCCGAUCAAUUUCUGCGCAUAGUCCCUCCAAUAAACAGCCAGAGAAGCCUUUCAGCAAAGGCAUCAUGAGAUCCGCCGACGGGCGAUAUGUCUGGGAUGCCAUCACGGCGGCUACUAAUACGCUGAAGCUGAUGACUGAGUUCAACCCUCAACGAGAGUUAUGCUUCUUGCCGUACCGCUACUACUUACGUCAAGAAACUGCGGCGUUGGUCCACAAGUUUGUCUCCGCCUUGGAUGAAGCUGCGCCUGACAGGUUCCACAUCGGCCACCGAUACAGUCAGCUACUCAGAAAUCUCUGGCCAAGAGGACAACGCAAGUCCAGCAAAGCCAAAGACGCACGCGACACUUCGACAGUACCUCCUCCAACCGCAACCGUACAGCAGCUGCCAACGCGCGAAAUCGCCUUGGCUCCUUUACUCUUUUCAGAAUCCAGCUGUGAUCAGAGGAAUAAGCCAGUGGGGGCCGAUCCGUAUAACUUUCAGGGUUCUACCUUGAGCCCAGAUGUUGGAGACUUCUCGUCAAUGGAAGAUUAUCCGUUUGGGCCUUUCAUCAACACGGCAAACUUUGAGCUAGCUGACUUCGGAAACCCUCUAAAUGAUAUGUCGCUCUCAUCGGUCAAAUGGGAGACGAGCUUUAUCGGAAUGUAG
Trichoderma citrinoviride is the source of this 2052-nucleotide messenger RNA. RefSeq lists its product as hypothetical. Gene Ontology annotation, cellular component: nucleus. Gene Ontology annotation, biological process: DNA-templated transcription. Bases 1 to 2052 code for a protein of 683 amino acids. Gene Ontology annotation, molecular function: zinc ion binding; DNA binding; DNA-binding transcription factor activity, RNA polymerase II-specific. The record is from RefSeq and is a predicted model, not a curated record. Lineage: Eukaryota; Fungi; Ascomycota; Sordariomycetes; Hypocreales; Hypocreaceae. The transcript has 4 exons.